GGGAGGAGUUUUGAACGAUGGUUAAAGGCGGGUCAGAGUCGUUCUGCUAUCAUCCCGUGGUGAUCCAAGCUGGAAAGUGUGGUUGGCUGUUGUGGAGCUAGAACCUGAAAUUAGAAUAAUACAAUGGCUGAUCAACUGACAGAAGAGCAGAUUGCUGAAUUCAAAGAGGCUUUCUCGCUAUUUGACAAGGAUGGGGAUGGAACCAUCACCACUAAAGAGCUGGGCACGGUCAUGCGGUCCCUGGGCCAGAACCCCACCGAGGCCGAGCUGCAGGACAUGAUCAACGAGGUGGACGCUGACGGAAAUGGGACAAUAGACUUCCCCGAGUUCCUGACCAUGAUGGCGAGGAAAAUGAAGGACACAGACAGCGAGGAGGAGAUCAGAGAAGCAUUCCGCGUCUUUGACAAGGAUGGAAACGGGUACAUCAGUGCUGCUGAGCUGCGUCACGUUAUGACAAACCUGGGGGAGAAGCUGACGGACGAGGAGGUCGAUGAAAUGAUCAGGGAAGCAGACAUUGACGGAGAUGGUCAGGUCAACUACGAAGAGUUUGUACAAAUGAUGACGGCGAAGUGAAGGCCUUGUACAGGAUUUUUUUUUUUUUUUUCUUGUAUAAAAUUAUUUGCCUUUUCUUUGUUUGUAAUUUAUCUGUAAAAUGUUUAUUCUCCCCUCUACCCAUCCACCCCCCUGUUGUCCAAAGGAACUGCAUGUGUAAUACUUAGGAUUCAAGUCCUCAUGUCCCUUUAUUUUGCUGUCAUCUGGGUUUUUUUUGUUUGUUUUUUUUUCUUUUCUUUUCCUUGAAAUGUUGGUCAUGUGAGCAGGUGGUGGGCAUGGCACUGAAGCCAUCACGGGUUGUACAAACCUUUCUGCCAUAUCAGCCCCAGCUGCCCAAGGUGACACCGGGGCCACCUGACAAGUUGGACAACUUGGCAUGUUGGUGGUUUUUUUUUUUUUAAAUUGAUUUUUUUUUUUUGUGGAGGAGUUACUCUGCAUGGACUAUGGACAAAGGUAUAUAUGGAAAUUCUCAGCAUUGCACUAUAGCAACAAAAAAUCUAAACAGAAAAAUACAAACGGGCGUAUCCACCAGGUACUCGUACACUGACUCUUUUUGUAUCUGCUGUUCUAUACCAGAUAACUUUUUUGUUUGAUUCUUACUAUGCUUUUUAACGUUUUAGUCACAUUUCUUUUCCUUUUUUUAACUGCUUUUGGCACAGACAUGCCUCAAAAAAUCCAUUCCAAGUUGUAUAUUUUUGUUUUCCAAUAAAAUUUACAAUUUACCCAAACAUAA
Anguilla rostrata (American eel) is the source of this 1285-nucleotide messenger RNA. RefSeq names its product calmodulin 2a (phosphorylase kinase, delta) (gene calm2a). NCBI's taxonomy places the organism in Eukaryota, Metazoa, Chordata, Actinopteri, Anguilliformes, Anguillidae. The transcript has 6 exons. The record is from RefSeq and is a predicted model, not a curated record. Gene Ontology annotation, molecular function: calcium ion binding; enzyme regulator activity. Bases 124 to 573 code for a protein of 149 amino acids.